This is a messenger RNA of Telopea speciosissima, 3783 nucleotides long. Its product is annotated as phospholipase D gamma 1-like. Gene Ontology annotation, molecular function: D-type glycerophospholipase activity. Gene Ontology annotation, biological process: phospholipid catabolic process. The transcript is spliced from 10 exons. Gene Ontology annotation, cellular component: plasma membrane. Lineage: Eukaryota; Viridiplantae; Streptophyta; Magnoliopsida; Proteales; Proteaceae. The record is from RefSeq and is a predicted model, not a curated record. The coding region runs from base 97 to 3381 and encodes 1094 amino acids.
UCUCUUGUUUCCUCUUUUCUGCUAUUAUUAAGAGCUUGUUGGCGUUUGAAAUUCAUCAAUUCUUAAGAAACAUAGAGCAGAUUGUAGGUUUUAAUAAUGGCGAAUUAUGGUCCAUAUUCGUACCACGAUCCCUAUCGAUACCCUCAACCUCCACCUCCCCAUUCAGAUUCAUACCCACCUUCUGCAUCGUCUUCUCCUCCUCAUCCUUAUCCGUAUCCCUAUCCCUAUCCUCCAUCUCAUUCCUUCCCAUACCCACAACCUCCACAGCAGCCACCCCCAGUGUACCACAGCCACUCUGGAUCCUUAGACUACCAUUACCCUCCUCCGUCUCACUCUGCACCGGGUCCCUAUCCUUACCCAUAUCCCAAUCCUCAUUACCCUUCCCCUGUUACCCAUAGUUCUCCUCCGCGGCUUCAAUACAAUGCUAGUUUCACUGAAGGCUCCUCGCAUCACCCAACCCAGCAAUCUAAUCCCUACCCACCACCUGAAAGUCAUCACACGGGCCAUUCUCGUGUUAAUAGCUUACCCAGUUUCCACCUACAAGAAAGUUCAGCAUCGGCUGGUGUUGGGUCCUCCCUCCAUCAUGAAGAUGUUGGCAGCUCGUCCCAGUCCCACUCCUCUGUUUAUCCCCCAAUUGAUGAUCUUUUAGCUAGAGUCCAGUUGUCAGAUCACAAUUCUUCUGCCCCUCCGACAGUUUCAAAUUCGUCCCCCAAGUUGCAGAGCCUGAGUGCAAGAAGGUACGGUAACCGGGUGGACAUGUAUGGUUAUCCUAAUGAUUCGUUCCCAAACAUACGACAUUCGCAUUCAGGGCCAUUGCCUCUUCCUCAAUCCCCUUAUGCCGCUUUGCCAUCAUUUGAGGGAUCACUUCACGGUCAGAGUCUACAGAUGGUUCCAUUUCAAGCAUCUAAAGUGUCUUUGAAGGUGUUGCUGUUGCAUGGGAAUUUAGAUAUCUGGAUCCGUGAUGCAAGAAACCUUCCCAACAUGGACAUGUUCCAUAAGACCUUAGGAGACAUCUUUGGGAGCCUGCCGGUAAAUGUCACCAACAAAAUCGAGGGGCGCAUGAAUCAUAAGAUAACCAGUGAUCCGUAUGUCACAGUGUCAGUGUCCAGCGCUGUAGUUGCACGUACUUUUGUGAUCAGCAAUACUGAGAACCCUGUUUGGAUGCAGCAUUUUAAUGUUCCUGUGGCACAUUAUGCUGCAGAAGUUCACUUUAUUGUCAAAGACAGUGAUGUUGUUGGCUCCCAGGUAAUGGGGGUUGUAGGCAUCCCAGUGGAGCAGAUAUACUCAGGAGCAAAAGUUGAGGGAUCCUUCCCAAUCCUCAAUGCUAAUGGGAAGCCCUGUAAACCGGGAGCCCAAUUGAGUCUUUCAAUUCAAUAUACUCCAAUAGACAAACUGACCAUUUACGAUAAUGGAGUUGGAUCAGGCCCUGAUUAUCCUGGUGUUCUGGGUACAUAUUUUCCUCUUAGGAAAGGUGGAAAAGUUACACUUUAUCAAGAUGCCCAUGUUCCUGAUGGUUGUCUGCCAAACCUGAAGCUAGAUCAUGGGAUGCUGUUCGAACAUGGCAAGUGUUGGAGUGACAUGUUUGCUGCAAUAAGUCAGGCUCGUCGUUUAAUUUACAUCACAGGGUGGUCUGUGUUCCACAAAGUCAGACUCGUCCGGGAUGCUGGUUAUGCAUCAGACUGUACCCUGGGGGAUCUUCUCACAACCAAGUCGCAGGAAGGUUUGAGAGUUCUUCUUCUUGUAUGGGAUGAUCCUACUUCAAGGAGCAUCUUGGGCUAUAAAACGGAUGGAGUCAUGCAGACCCAUGAUGAAGAGAUUAGACGCUUCUUCAAGCACUCUUCAGUGCAGGUUCUACUUUGCCCCCGAUCUGCUGGAAAACGACAUAGCUGGGCCAAACAGCAGGAAGUUGGAACAAUCUACACCCAUCAUCAGAAAACCGUGAUUGUGGAUGCUGACGCCGGUGAUAAUAAGAGAAAAAUCAUAGCUUUUGUUGGAGGACUUGAUUUAUGUGAUGGGCGGUAUGAUACUCCAAGACAUCACCUAUUUCGGACACUAGAAACUGUUCAUAAGGAUGACUAUCAUAACCCCACUUUCACGGGGCCAACUGUUGGUUGUCCAAGGGAACCAUGGCAUGACCUGCACAGUAAAAUUGAUGGACCAGCAGCAUAUGAUGUUCUUACCAACUUUGAAGAGCGUUGGCUAAAAGCUUCAAAACCCCAAGGGAUAAAAAAAUUAAAAAAAUCAUAUGAUGAUGCUUUGCUCAGGUUAGAAAGAAUUCCUGACAUCAUUGGUGUGCUCGAUGCUCCUUACCUAACUGAGAAUGAUCCAGAGUCUUGGCAUGUCCAGGUAUUCCGUUCAAUUGAUUCAAAUUCUGUGAAAGGCUUUCCAAAGGAUCCAAGAUAUGCUACAAGCAAGAACUUGGUAUGCGGUAAAAAUGUGCUGAUUGACAUGAGCAUACAUACAGCAUAUGUGAAGGCCAUCCGAUCUGCCCAACAUUUCAUUUAUAUUGAAAACCAAUACUUCCUUGGGUCAUCAUACAAUUGGUCUCAACACAAAGACUUAGGUGCAAACAAUCUAAUACCAAUGGAAAUUGCUCUAAAAAUUGCCAACAAAAUCAGAGCAAAUGAGAGAUUCUCUGCCUAUAUAGUUGUUCCAAUGUGGCCAGAGGGUGUUCCAACAGGUACUGCUACACAAAGGAUUCUCUUUUGGCAGAAUAAAACGAUGCAAAUGAUGUAUGAAACAAUUUACAAUGCUUUGGAAGAGGUUGGGCUCGAGAAUACUUAUACACCAGAAGACUAUUUGAAUUUCUUCUGCCUUGGCAAUCGUGAGACUCUAGAUGGGAAUGACAUCCCAACUGUACAAAAUCCAACUCCAACAAACUCUCCUCAGGCACUUUGCCGGAAAAGUCGACGCUUUAUGAUCUACGUUCAUUCAAAAGGCAUGAUAGUAGAUGAUGAGUAUAUUAUAUUGGGGUCUGCGAACAUCAACCAGCGAUCCAUGGAAGGCACAAGAGACACAGAGAUUGCAAUGGGUGCCUAUCAGCCUUUGCAUACAUGGGCUAAAAAUGGAUAUAAUCCAUGUGGACAGAUUUAUGGGUAUAGAAUGUCUCUGUGGGCAGAGCACAUUGGAAUUCUUGAGGAAUGUUUUACACUACCAGAGAGCCUUGAAUGUGUUAGACGGGUUAGGUCCUUGGGUGAGCAGAAUUGGAGACAAUUUGCUGCUGAUGAAAUAACAGAGAUGAAGGGACACCUCCUGAAGUACCCAGUGGAAGUUGAUCCAAAGGGCAAGGUGAAACCUCUUCGUGGAUGCGAAAGUUUCCCAGAUGUGGGAGGGACCAUAGUAGGAACCUUUUUUGCCAUUCAAGAAAAUCUUACCAUCUAAUCCACUAAUCAAUCAAUGAUUGCGGCAGUCAACCUCCCACGGUUCACAGUUCUAGAAUUUUUGGCUCUGCAACAAAGACCAAUCAAGCCAAAGUUUAGCAAAUGCCACAUGUGGAAAGGAUCUCACUUUUUUGGAAACUAUAGUUAGUAAGAUUAGUGGAAUUUAUGCAGGUGUUCUUCUGAACUGUAAAUUAUGUGUGAGUUUCCACUCCAUUAUUUGUUGUCACAAGUUUUUUCAAUAAUACAAAACUUGCACUGUAGAUGUAUUGAUUAAUAACGAGUUAGAGGGAUUUGUUUGUAUAAUUACGUUGGAUGAAAUUUUGGAGAUAAAUAUUGUAUAUUUAUGCCCAUAGAGUAAUAAAAGGAUUAAUUAUGUGCAAUAAUACAGAAUUAAUUUGCCAAA